GUUAUCCAAAGACGUCGACACUGUGGACAGUGUGAUUCCAGUUUGUCUCAACGACAGCCUGGUCAUUGUGUCGGUUGCCGUUAUGGUCAUCGUUAUCAUCGUCGUUCAAACUCCCAUACUUAUAGCCGUUCUGGUUCCUAUUUGCAUCGCCUUCUUCAUCAUCCAGAGGUACCACAGACGUACAGUCAGACAGUUAAAGAGGAUUGAAUCCAACACCAGGUCUCCGGUGUUUACUCAUUUGAGUGAGACGUUUACCGGUGCAGUGAUUAUCAGGGCCUACGGGGCAACACAGAGAUUUAUACGAGAACUUGAAGAAAGGGUUGACCUAAACCAACUUCCCUCUUUUACCAGUCAAGCAGCUUACAGUUGGCUACAACUUGGAGUGGAUGGACUGGCCAAUGCCAUAGUCUUCCUCAGCAGUAUCUUUGUUAUUCUGGCAAGCGGUGAUGGCGGCGACAUCGGAUUGUCAGUGUCCACUACUCUACAGGUCUCAUCCAUGCUGACUUAUCUGAUCAGACAAAUCAAUGACUUUGAGUCCAGCAUUGUCUCAGUGGAACGGCUGACAGAAUAUUCGCACAUCGAACAAGAG
Messenger RNA from Candidula unifasciata, 589 nucleotides. The record is from the annotation of a GenBank genome assembly. Lineage: Eukaryota; Metazoa; Mollusca; Gastropoda; Stylommatophora; Geomitridae.